Messenger RNA from Auanema sp. JU1783, 1935 nucleotides. NCBI's taxonomy places the organism in Eukaryota, Metazoa, Nematoda, Chromadorea, Rhabditida, Rhabditidae. The record is from the annotation of a GenBank genome assembly.
AUGGAAGAUGAAGAUACUAUAUCGGAGGAGCUUGAGGUUAUAGCCACGCGGGAGAAUCAAGAUUACGUUAACAAGCUCGCUGUCGGUAAGCUGACAAGGCUAGCCCGUCAUCGUUCUUUGUGGAAUAAUGAGUUCAAUGCCUAUUUCGUAGUUCUAGUAUUCUUAAUAAGUUUCGAUGUCCUUAACAACUUUUCUGUUAACCUGAAGAUGUAUGGAGUUGUGUUCCUACCAGUCUACUCCUUAGCCAUGGUGUUUGUAGCUUUUCCUUUACUAUAUCUAGAGUUAGCAUUAGGCCAAUACACCUCUAGCACAUGUUAUCAUAUAUUCGAUAGAAUGGCACCAGGUUUCGCAGGUAUCGGCAUAGCUUCUAUGAUUUUCAAUUUCGUCAAGAUUUUAUCUGAUAAUGAAACAUUACGUAUUUUUCUGAGCCUAUUCAUGAACGCUAUCAAUCCCUUCUCACAGAACAAACCUUGGGAAGUAUGCGUUAAUGAGUAUAACAACGACAAAUGUUUUCAAUCAAGAGAGAUGUGUCCACUGUUUCCUCGCUACAUCCUAGAAUUUGAUGAAGCUAGAGAAAUGAAAAGACAUUUUGGGCAUAUCGGAGACGUUUGUUACCAAACGGAUGUUCACAAGCUUCAUGAGUACUUAACACACAGAGAAGAUAUGUCGUUCACAUCUUGGAUCCAGGACAGUGCAAUUGGCCAAUUUUUCUUCUGGAAUACUGAUUAUGAAACACUUACCAUCAACACAUAUCCAUCUCCAACUUUCAUACUUUACACCUUCACCUGUCUAGCAUUACUCUACCUCAUCUCUCAUGCAAGCAACAGGGUGAUAGUAACCGCAGCUAAGACGGGAAUUCUGCUACUUGUGUCUGUCAUUACAACCCUAAUCUCGUUCUUUUUGGCCCAUCAAAGUUAUCUCGCUGAAGUGUUUGAAUACUUCCCUGAAUUCCGCAAAAUGUUCAGCUUGAAAUUAUGGGUCUCAGCCAUUCUGCUGAGCUUAUCUGCCCUGAAAGUUGGUCAAGGGGGACUUUCGUAUCUUGGAGCUCAAAAUAAAGAUAGUUUCGUAUACUUAGUUAUCGUCAUAUUCAUUCCAAUGUUCUACGCAGUCGUACAUCUACUGCUCAUAGAGAAUUCCCACGUAGCAUUCAGCAAAGUUGAUCUCUAUCCGGGUGAAACUCAGAAAUCAGCUGUUGAUCAAAGUAACCAUCCAGUCAUCCAAAUUUUGCAUUUAGUGAAUGGUUUGAAUAUCAUUGAUUCUAAAAGUGGAGUAGCAAUAUUCUCAUUCAUGGCAAUUGUUGUCUUGCUAUGUAACACCCUUAUCCGCUUGGAAAUCUUGGUGUCUUCUAUGCUGGAGGCUUUUCCAUUCUUUUCAUAUGAUGGAAGGAAAAGUCGUAGUGCUCUUGUGUGCAUCUUACUUUGCCUUGUCUUCAUGUACUCCUUCAUUUUCCACAGCCCCAGUGGUAUGAAGCUUUAUGUUGCAUUGGAUCAGAUUGUAUAUCCUGAUAUAACAUUAGGAAUAGUGAUCUUCCAUCUUGUUAUAGUUUGCGUAUGUUACGGCUCUCGACGUUUGUUCGUCAACAUCAGUUGUAUGAUUCACAGUGCCAAGAUUAGUUCUCAAUCGACGAUGAUCUUCAACGGAUUAGUAGCUAUAUUGUGGGUUAUCGUCAUACCUGCGGCAUUAUUCGUUACGGCAGCGUACAGAGUUACAGAGCAGUUAAGCGAUAACAGUAUUGGCGUACUGGAUUUACCUUCAAUGCUCAGAUUUGGCAUACUUUCCAUAAUACCAUUGAUGUUCAUUGACAGAGUUAUGAAACGUAUAGUUGACGGUACGGACAUCUUUGCUCUGUUCAAGCCUGACCGAGAACUUUGGGGAGCUAGAUCGAAGAAGGAUAGGGAUAGAGUUCAGAGAAAGGAAAAAGAGCUUCUUGUUUGA